AUGGCCCAAGCAUUUCAUCUAUCUUCUUCUCUCCCGGGCAGUAGUCCCUUAAAACCAAGUAAUUGUGGCUCCGACCUGGCUGCGCGCCUCCAGGUUGCGACUCUCAUUGAGUCUGCGCCCGACGAGGCAUCACGCACAGCAAGGUCGGAGUCCAAGAAGGUGAUUGUGGUGGGGGCUGGUAUUUCCGGUCUGCGUGCCGCUGCGGUUUUGCAGCGUCAUGGUUGUGAGGUCGUGGUCCUGGAAGGUCGCGAUCGCAUUGGUGGAAGAAUCCUGACGAGCCGCAACGGAGAUCAUGUUCGAGAUAUUGGUGCCGCUUGGAUGCACGAAACUUCUCAGAACGAACUGGUGAAGCUCAUCCCCAGACUAGCCAUUCCCUACUAUUACGAUGAUGGCGCACCUCUUUAUUUCACCAGAGAGGGCCGCGCCGGUUCCCAAUUUAAAGCAAAGAAGGUGGCCGACGAAUUCGCCGAUUACUGCGAGUGGUACUACGAAACUCACCCCGAUGCCGAGGAUCGCCCCGUCGACGAAUUUGUGAAGGAAUUUGUACUCGAACAUCAACUCAUUACCGACGAUGAGCGCCAUUGGGCGCCGCAGGCCGUGCGCGAGGUGGAACUGUGGCUCGGAACCAGUACGAAGGAGGCCUCUUCCAAACACUUGUCCUACUUCAUCACCGAGCGUAACCUGUACAUGAAGGGCGGAUAUGACCGAAUUGUCAACUGGACCGCCGAAUCCCUGCGCGAGGAUCCCAACACCAUUAAACUCAACCACACCGUCGAACAUGUCGAGUGGAACGAACAGGGCGACCAGCCCUUGUGUAUCCGCUACAAGAAUGCGGAAACCGGAGUGAAUGGAUCCAUGGAGGCCGAUGCCGUGGUGAUGACUUGCCCGCUGGGUGUCUACCAUCACAACCUCAUUAAUUUCAACCCGCCAUUACCGGGUGAUAUCCAAGAGGCCAUGUCCUUGUUCAGUUACGGAGCCCUGGGCAAAGUCUUUUUUGAAUUUACCGAUGUGUUCUGGUCGAAAGACAACGACCAGUUCAUUUUUUACCCUUCCCCACCUGAAGAAGACAUGGAGUCUUCGUCCGGAUCGUCGGUCGAGUCUACUACCAGCAUGACGAUCAAAGAAAAGGACAACAUUUUAAAUUACGCUACUGUCACAAUCAAUCUAUGGAUUAUGACUGGUGGCAAGGAGCUCUGUGUGCAGGUCGCCGAGCCCCUGACCCAACGCAUUGAAGCAAUGAAGGACUCCAAACAGAUUUAUCAGUUCUUCGAGCCUCUCUUUAAACUGCUCCGAACUGAGCCAUACAAAGCACUGCCUCGCCUAGUCAGUGUUGAAACUACACACUGGACUCAGGAUCCUCUGGCAGGUUAUGGCUCUUACUCUGCAGACAAGGUUGGAGAUAAUCCAGAUCUGUUCAUUGAGGCCCUGGAAAACCACAAGGGAAGCCCCUUGCAGUUUGCAGGUGAGCACUGCACCAUGGUUGCCAAUGGCUGUGUGCAUGGCGCGUAUAAGACGGGUGAAACCGCUGCGUCAAACUUACUCAAUAGAUUUGGUAUUCCGUAUGAUGGGCAUGACGCUGUCCAUGACGCUGUCAAAGCUAAGUAA
This is a messenger RNA of Penicillium angulare, 1605 nucleotides long. RefSeq names its product flavin monoamine oxidase family protein. The transcript has 2 exons. The coding region runs from base 1 to 1605 and encodes 534 amino acids. Gene Ontology annotation, molecular function: oxidoreductase activity. NCBI's taxonomy places the organism in Eukaryota, Fungi, Ascomycota, Eurotiomycetes, Eurotiales, Aspergillaceae. The record is from RefSeq and is a predicted model, not a curated record.